Molecule: messenger RNA, 1062 nt
Organism: Phaeoacremonium minimum UCRPA7
Lineage: Eukaryota; Fungi; Ascomycota; Sordariomycetes; Togniniales; Togniniaceae
Product: putative developmental regulator protein
Exons: 1
Coding region: 1-1062 (353 amino acids)
Source: RefSeq, a predicted model, not a curated record
AUGCCCACCUACCUCUGCCACGGCUUCCGCUGGCAGCGGCGAAGCAUUCGCGUCUUUAUCAUCGUCCAGAACCUGGAUGAUGCCUCUCCGGAGUGGAUUGUGCGGCCCGCCUCUGCCUUCUCCCUCCUCGAGUCCUUCUACAACCUCUUUGACUUCCUACCUGACUGCUGCCCACCCAGGACCGGCAGUGUUGUGGGGAGCCGCUCACGCUCCAAUACUCUCGGGAGCAGCCAUAGGGGCGACGAUGACAGGACCCGGAAUAGGAGCCGUAGCCAGAGCCGGGGAGGCAAACGGGACCGGAGCCAAAGCAAGCGCAGCCAGUCCCAGUCUCGCUCGCGGCGGCCCACGCUGCAGAGCCAGACGCCGCCAUCUCCGCCAGCUUCCCAACCCCCGGCCGCCUCGUUGCAUGAAGAGAGUGACGAUGUCUCAGCUCAGGACUGGUCGGCUGUCAAGCUAUUAGAGGAGUACGAUCCCCUGGACCUGACGGCCGUGUCGCAGCCCCAUGCCUACGUGGCUGACUACGUCGUGCGCAUCGAUCUGUCAUGCAACGUGGCCGAAGAGAUUGCCCGCUACGAGGAGCGGCUGCGCGCAUCGCCAGACCCGCCCGUGACUGGCAAGAGCAAGAAGCCCGGCUGGUUCGAGAAGCUGCGUGACCAGCUGCAGCGCGGCGAGGACAUCCGCUGGUACGUCGUGGUGAACGGCGACGAGGAGCGCGCCUGGCCCGACGAGCCGCCCGGCAGGGAGGACACGGCGGCGAUGCGCGCCCAGCAGACGCACCACGCGCAGUACAUCAACCAGCAGCAGAUCUUUGAGGACAAGGACGCCAUGAGGGAGCGCGAGAGGGAGAAGCUGAGGCGGGAGAUGGGCUACGACCAGGCGGAGAGGGAGCCGAGGCCGCCCAGGGACAGGCGGCCCAGAGUCCCCGACAAGGAACUACCGCCCAUUCUGACGAAGAAGGCGUCAAUGGACCAGGGUGGACUACGACCAAAGACACCAAAGACUGGUGGAUUCAGGAGAUUAUUUGGCAGGUCAAAGGCAGGAGCGGGCGACGAAACACCUUGA